AUGGGUUCCUUAGCUGAAGUCGAGAAACAGAGCUGGCGUUCAAUGAAAAGAAAGAAUUUAAGUAAUCAAUUUGUUUAUUCACGGAAGAGGAAUGUUUUAGAAACACUCAAAACGCCUAAAUAUGACGUAUUUACGCUAUAG
Messenger RNA from Brugia malayi, 141 nucleotides. RefSeq lists its product as uncharacterized. Lineage: Eukaryota; Metazoa; Nematoda; Chromadorea; Rhabditida; Onchocercidae. The coding region runs from base 1 to 141 and encodes 46 amino acids. The record is from RefSeq and is a predicted model, not a curated record. The transcript is spliced from 2 exons.